Brassica rapa (field mustard) is the source of this 13631-nucleotide messenger RNA. Its product is annotated as transcription factor bHLH83. NCBI's taxonomy places the organism in Eukaryota, Viridiplantae, Streptophyta, Magnoliopsida, Brassicales, Brassicaceae. Gene Ontology annotation, molecular function: protein dimerization activity; DNA-binding transcription factor activity. Gene Ontology annotation, biological process: regulation of DNA-templated transcription. The record is from RefSeq and is a predicted model, not a curated record.
ACACUUCUUCUUCUUCUCCACAGCAAUUAACAUUCUUUUUCUUCUCUCCCUAUUUUUUUUUUUUGGUAAAAUGUUAAUAUUCUCUCUAUUUUUUCACCAUAGUUUUCUAAACUACGAUUUUUUUUUCUUUUUUUUUUCUCCAUCCCAAUUCUCUAGCCCGUCAGAGAUUUCAUCGUCGAGUAACCGUAACUGUUGAUUAUAGAACUCGCUUUCUUCCCACACCCAUCUGAGAAACAAACUGUUGAUUCUAACCCCAUCCACUAUAACUUAGCCAUGACCACAACCAUCUUAAUCCUAAGAUUAGAAGCUCAGAGUAUAAACAAUUAAAUUAUGAAAAAAAUUGCAAUAAUUAUGAAAUCAUUUUUUUCUUAAUUUGAUAUUUUUUUUCCUAAUUGGAACGCUUGUUUGACUGAUUUGGUAGUGUUUUCUCUAUUUAGAAAUUUUGUUUAUGUGAGCUUUACAACUUUUUUUUUACAACCAUUGUUUUGUUUUGCUAGAUUAUAACCAUUGUUUUGAACCCAAAAAGUAAUCUUGCCAACAUAGUGAGAUUUCAUCAAGAUUUGGUUCCCUACCAAAUAGUUUUUGGCUAGUUUAAUACCAUAAAUCACUAUCUUAAUUGGACUCUAAGGAAUUAUUCACAGUUUAAUUUAAAAUGAGUUAGUUUAUAUUUAGGGUUGGAGAUUUUGCAGAAAAUUUUGAAUAGUUCUCAAAAUAUUUUGCUAUUGUGAUUUUUUCAUCAAAAAAAGGAUUUGGUGAUUUAUAAUUUGAAAGAAAUUUUCCCUUAUUAAAUUUAAUAUUAAUAAAAAUUGUUCAAAAUUCCAAAUUAUACCAAAAUUUAGUUUGAAUUAUUUGGUAAGUGUCUUCACGUAAACUUUUAGUGCAUAGAAAUAUAUCUUAUGAAAAUGGUAUUGAUAAAAUUGAACGGGUCUUUCUUUCUUCGUUUGAACAUUCAUAUAUGCCACAGAGACAAGAAAUUCUAAUCAUGGAGGAGAACAAGUUCAGAAGCUGUCCCACACAUACACAAAAAACAAAUUGGAUUAUUUUUCUUAUCUUGAUAUUGCUAUGACCCAAUCUUUGACAUUUUGAACCUUUAAUGUCAUUUUGAAGAUAUGACCCAAUAAGAAAAUAUGGCCCAAUCUUUAAAAUUUUGAACCUUCAAUGUCAUUUUGAAGAAGCAAGCUUUGUCUUUCAGUCUCGAGAUGGAAAUGGAGUGGCAAAUAUAGUAGCAAAGGAAUGACUUUCAUUCUUGAAUUAUGCUUCCUUAGUUGUAUCUAUAGUGUCAAAUUGGGUUAAAACACAAAUACAACAGGACAAUUCUUUGUAAUCUUCUAUUAAAACGGUUGUGAGAGCAAGUUGAUAUCAGAAUUUUGCUAGACUCCAAGAAAAUGAGUGGUAAAACCUGAAAAGGUGUUCCUCCGACAGGGAUUGAAGUCACAUGUCAACUAUAGUUUCAAAUCGAUGAAAUGUAUCUUUCAACACUGUAGUUUUGAUAAUAUUUUCCUAUUAAUAUAAUGACAUUUUGUCUUUUAUUUAUCACUAAUUUUUUAAUCUUAUUACUUUUAUAUUUUAAUUAUUAGUAUUAGUUGGGUCUUAAAUUUUAUAAUCAGAAUUAGGUUUUGGAUUUAUAUAAGUAGUGACACCUUGACUUUGUAUUAUAGAAUACAAAGAGAUCUCAUCUUUUUCAAUUUUUGUUACAACUACAACUGAGGUUAAAAAGAAUUUUGAACAUUAACAAACUAAAUGAGAUACUGUUCAGAAAAAAACAAACUAACGAAAUGAGAUUUUUCGUUUCUACCUUCCGGUACUUUUUUUUUUUGUUGAAAGAGUUUACUGCACUAUUUUUUGUUCUGAACUUAUAAUAUGGUUUCGACCGACUUAUGAGAUUUUUAUCAAUUUGAUUAUUAUUAUGAUCAAAAUACACUACGUGUUCUUCCGAAAAGAGAAAUAUAUAUACUACGUGCUUAUUAAUGAAUUAAUCUAAUUUAUUAAGGUCGUAUACUUUAGACACUGCCUAUUAAAUAAGUUUGCGUUUAACAUGUAAGAAACUAUCCGUCUUGCUGAAUUUGAGCUUUUGGGUUUUAGCCGAGUGUUGUCCACACAAAAAAAAAGGGGUUAUAGCCGGCUUUGUGAUCCUUGAUCCGUAUUUGGUCGGUCCGCAAUGAAAUUUUUUUUUUUGCUAAAAAGGUCGGUCCACAAUGUCCUUAAAUUAAAAAUAAAUUAUUAAUAACUAAAUGUUUUUUCUCUAGCAAAUUAAUAAAUAUACUUCUUUAUAAUGUAUAGUAGAAAAUUUAUAAAUUUCUCUAUAAAUUAGUUAAUAUGAUUCCAAUACAAAUAAAAAUUUAUAAAUAUAUGAUUCCAAUACAAAUAAAAAUUAAUAAUUAAUAUAUAUGUACAUAAAUAUAAUUAUUGCUUAUUUUUAUUCGCAGCUAAAUGCAUCUUUACUUUCUUAAAACAUUUCAAAAUAUUUUGAUGUUAUUUUAUCAUUUCACACAUAAAAAUGCAUCUAUAUUUUAAACAAGCCUGAAAAAAAAUCAAAUCAAUAUUUCAGUAAAGGCACUAAUCCAUUCCAGUAUCAAAAUACUAUUUUCAGCUUAUAUAGGGCUCGAAAUUAAAACAAACUAGAUUAAUAGAUAUGUAGUAUAUGUUGACCAAAAAAGAUACGCAGUAUAUUACUCCAAAGUCGACGUGUCGAUAAAAGAAAUGAAAGUAAGAAGCAGCUUCGGGGGGAAAUGAAUCAUCGAAACAAUUGCAAUACAAAUGGAAUCAAAAAGACGUGCAGAUUAGCGGCAGAUACGGCGAUGCUUUUGCUUCUAUGUUCUCUGUUUCUCUUAAUUAAUAAACAUUGUGUAGUUAUAUAAGUCUGAGUUCAUUAAUUUCACCUUACUGCCAGCUAACAAUCCCGAUGAAUUACUCAUAAAUAAAGUAAUAUACAGCACUUUCAUUUACAUUCAUUCAUUCUGUUUUUAUCACUCUAUAAGAUAAUGAUGUAUAUGAUACAAGAUCCAUACGUUUCCUCGACAUCUAGAUUUUUCUCUAUACUAAAUUAUAAAUUAAUUCGUAAGUUUAAGUGUUGAUCAUGUGCAUUUUUACAGUGGCUAAUCGUAUUUGAUGACAAAUUUUCCACCACUUUAUUACCAAAACACCGAACUGCUAAACUGUUUGCAAUAAAUAACUUAUUGAUAACACCAAGAUUAAUUGUUUAACGUUUGGAGUUUGUUAUAAAUGGUACAGACUCGAUUCAAUUGAUUUAAACUUUUUGAGGUAGAUAUUCUGUUUAUAGUACAAUCAUAUACGAUAAUUGCAAGUAAAAAAAAAAGAAAUUUUAGGAUUUAAUUUCCUUUUAUGUGAAAUUAUGUAAAUAUAUAUAUAUAUAUAUAUAUAUAUGACAACUAAAUUGAGGAGUUCAUACUAAUUAACCCUUAGGAAAUAAUUUAAAAUUAUUUUCAGAAGACAUUUCAAAUUUCAGUUAACCAAAUAUAAGGAAUAAAUUAACCGUGGGGAGUCAUGUUGGUUAGCCAAAAAUGUACUAAGUUUUACUAUAUUAAAAAAUCUCAAAUGGCUUCAAAUAAUUAGAGCGAAAAAAACUUAGUGUCUGUAUAAAAAAGUAUAGUUAAUAGGAGCAAAGAACAUGAGAAGUGUGGUUAAGUAGGACGAAAUCGAAUAAUAAUGGGUGAAAGAAACGCAACAAAGCUAUAUUUAUGUGUGUGUAGAUGUUUUUGUCGUGUGUCUCGACUGCUGAUAUCGGUGUUUACCAAAGGUAAUUGUUUUUAGGUGGAAUAGUUAAAGAAUGGAUGACAAGUAUGCACUCGUUAGGGAUAUAGAGAGUAUUAAUUUUCGUUGUCAAUCUGUUGAUAUGCUUUCUAAACGGGUUUUACCUUUUCUCCCGAUUUUUCAUUGUUUGCCGAUUUAGAUAAAAGCACCCAGUUAAUAGGUUCGUAGCCGAGUAAGACGCAUCCCGUCUGUCGCAACACAUAUUCAUUCACAUUUUCUUUUCAUUUGAAAGAAAAGGGAGACAUUCGGGCCUAUGUUAAAAGGGUCGGAAUAACUCCAAUAUAAGUAAAUAACACACACGUUUAGUUACCCCCAAGACCUAUAUGCGUUUUCGGCAUGCAACCACUCCAAUAUUGCUGUCGAAGUUAAGGACAAUGUACAUAAAAAUUAAAUACAUGUCUAGCUCUAGAUUUAAGAACUAUAACAUUCAUGACUUCAAAGCUUUUAAGUGAUAAGAUUUAAAAAAAAUGAAUUUAAAUAGUGGCUUUGAUUUAAUGCCAGCUUCUUUUUCUAAUCAGUUGUCAAAUUGCAUAAUUUCUUUUUUUAAUCCUUAAAUACGUCACCAGUUUAAAUAUAAUAUUAGACAUAACCACUUAUAUAAACGUUUAUCAUAACAUAACUACACAAGAACAUUGUCUCUCUUUGCUUACCAAUAGAUAAACUUGAAAACCACCCACAAAGAAAACCUAACCAAAACACUCAUCAGAACCUUAUUAGUGUCUAAUGGCACUCCUGAAUGACCAUCCCAACGAGUCUAAUUACAUCGCAAAACAAAACUCCUCCUCAUCCGAAGAUCUCUCAUCACCGGAGAAUUAUGGAUUGGCUUCUAGCAGUAGCACGAUGAAUUCAGAUCAUCAACAAAAUCAUCAAGGGAUUGUGUUUUACCCUUCCGGCGAAUCUAUUGAAAAUCACAACUCUUUGUUAGAUUUCAACGGAUCAUCAUUUCUUAACUUCGACAACAACAAUCAUCAUGAGAGCUUUCCUCAUCCAACCAUAAGUUGCGGUGGUGGCUUCUCUUUUUUGGAAGGAAACAACAUGAGCUACGGCUUCACAAAUUGGAGUCAGCACCAUAUGGAUAUUAUUAGCCCUAGACCUAUUGAAACUCCGGGGAUAAAUCAAGGCCAUAAAGAAUGGUUAUACUCCGAUUCAACUGCUGUGACCACUGGUUCUAGAGAUGAGUCUCUCUCGCCUAAAUCCGCUGGAAACAAACGUUCUUAUACGGGAGAGAGCAUUCAACCACCCUCAAAGAAACCGAGGAGCGGCGCUAACGGGAAAGCCAAGCCUAAGCCAAUAACUCCACCUAAAGAUCCACAAAGCCUAGCAGCCAAGAACCGAAGAGAAAGGAUAAGUGAACGUCUCAAGAUAUUGCAAGAACUUGUGCCCAAUGGCACCAAGGUUGAUCUGGUGACGAUGUUAGAGAAGGCUAUUAGUUAUGUCAAGUUUCUUCAGUUACAAGUUAAGGUACUUGCGACCGAUGAGUUUUGGCCAGCACAAGGAGGAAAAGCUCCAGACAUUUCUCAAGUUAGAGACGCCAUUGAUGCCAUCCUCUCUUCAUCACAAAGAGACAAGAAUUCGACUCCAAUCACCAAUAAAUGAAAGACUCAUAAUAAUGAAUUACUUAACAAUAAUUACGCUGUAAUAAUAUCGGGGAAAACAAUGAUUCUCUCGAUAACUUCCACGUACAAAUCCUAAGAUUAUGUAAUGUUAAUUAUGUGAAAAAACCGAGAAGUUCCUUUUUUUUCUUUCUUAAAAAAAUAACGAAAAGUUCUUAAUGCAUUUAUAUCGAAGGGAAGACAAGAGGCACUGAAAUCACCUUGAUCAGCUCGUACUGGCUACACACGAGGAUGGAAUCUUUAACUAGUACUAAAUUACUAAUAUAUGUAAAUAUGUAUCUUCUCUUUUCUGCAUUUUUGGUAUUUUUAGUAUACGGAAUACAGAUCUUGUAAUGGAAUUUAAAUUCCAAGAAAUGAGUAAUAAAAUUCUCACUUUUGGAUUUUUCUUGGGCCUUCACUUUUAGAGAAUCUAUAUGUUUUGUCACCGUAGUCUAUUUGAAUUUUAACUUAUGUGCCGUUGAACAAAAAAAAAACUUAUGUUCUUUUCGAUCAUGAGCGAAAUGCUAAUCUAUUUCAAGUUUUUUUUUUGACAAAUAAAAAAAAUUGAGAUAGAGAUACUACUAUUAUAAAAUGCACUUCUACUUUUCAAGUUAGAGACAUAGAGAGGGUAUAUAUCUUUUUUUUAACUUAGAUUGGGUAUAUAUUACUUCCACUUUUUCAUCAGCUCCUUGGAUUGUUAAAAGAGCUAAUUUGCUGAAUAUACUAAAAAUGGUGAGAUACCAUAGAAUGGGGGAAAAAUGGUAAUGAUAGGGGGAAAAAAAUUGGAGGGAUAUAGUGUAUGGAGUGCAAAUAUGAGAUAUUUGGUGUGUAGGGAGUACAAAUUCUCUUGUUAAAACAACUGGCACAUUUAACAACACAAUUUUUUGAUAUAUAGACGUAUAUAUACGUAGACUUUGUGUUCAAGAAAAUAUUUUCUAUCAAACUUUCGAUUAAUAUAUUAAAAUGUUUUAUUAAUACUGCGAUAAUAUUUUAAUUUGAUUAUCAAAUAGGGUUAGUGAAUUAUAACCGCAAUCACGAAAUAUAAACUAAUAAUUAUGCAUCUUGUUUCUGAUUUUGCGUUCAAGAUUUUGAAUUAAUUAUGACUAGUUUAAACGCGUAAAUUUCAGAUGCAGAUGUAAAAGUUUGCGAAUGCGAUUCUUAAGUGAUUUAUAAGACUGACAGAAUAAUUAGAAUGGAUGCAUUACAAGAUGCUUAUAAUUACAUCAAUUACCUUUUAAUAAUAAAUUAACAAUAAAUUAACAAUAUUAAUAUAUUAUAUAAUUAGAAAAAUAUCAGAAUAUUAUAUAAUUAUAUUUCUUAAAGAUAAUUUGUUUCAUUUAUAUAUAUGCAUAUAUAUAUAUAUAUAUAUAUAUAUAUAUAUUAAUGACUAAAAACUUUAUAGAAUAUUUUGUUUAAAGUUCUCUAUUAUAAUGUUGGUUUGUGAAUAUAAACCAUAAACCAUAAAAAUUUAUUUAUAUUUUCUAUUUAUAAACUUUCAAUUUUUAUUUUUACUUUUAUCUACUAAUAAUAGCAAUCCCAUUUAAUUUUAAAGGUCGUGAAUUCCACUUAUAUUGAAAACUUGUGUCAUUUCUAAAAGAUGUCAAAAUGGUUGUGUUUUUUUCUAUUGUAAAAGUUCAAUGUCGAAAGGUUGUGUCUUUUCUAAAUUGAAAAGUUGUAUCUUUUCUAAAAGAUGUCAAAAAUGUUGUGUUUUUUCUAAAAGCUCAAUGUUGGAAGGUUAUAUUUUUUUCAAAAAUUCAUAUAAAUAUCUUUUAAAAAGUAAAAAAUUAUGACUAUACUUAUAAAUAUCUUUUGAGAGUAACUACCUUUAAAUUGGAAGAAUGUGACUAUUCAAAUUGAAUAGUUGUGACUAUUCAAAUAGAUUUUGAAAAUCUAUAAAUAGUCUAUGCCAUACAUUUUUCAAAAUAUAAUUUUUACUAAUUGAGCUAAUAAAAUGGUGGGAAAAAAAUUCUAAGAAGUUAGUUGGUUACAAAUUUUUAGAAGAUAUUCAAAUGAAACGUUAUAGACAAAAAAAUAGUAGGAAGAGUUUUAAGUGUUUGGAUAGCUAAAAAUCCAAAACAAAAUAAUGAAAUUAUUAGUCUCAAUUUUCUUAUACUAGAUGAAAAGGUUUGUCUUUUAUACUUACAGAUUUGUUUAUAUCCGUUUCAAAUUAUUGUUGUAUCCUUCUUGUCGUUGGUGCUAUAGUAAUGGAUCCUAAUUAAUGAUGGAGACGAGGAUGAGAGAAGACAAAGAUCAAAUUCUUUUACCAUGAGACUUGCAUUUAAACAGAGACGAAUGAAGUGCAGUAAUCAUUGUUCUUGAAUUAGAUUACGUAACGAAACAUAGUUACGGAAUAUAUAUAUAUAUAUAUAUUUGCAUGAACAAAUAAAUGGAUAAACAAAACAAAUCUGGAUUUUGUUUGUCAUGUUGUUGUUAUUUCUUCCCGCAAAGUAAAAGAUAAAACUCAGUUCAAAAAAAUUGUAAAAGAUAAAAUAACUGUUUGUGUGAUGAAAAGUCACAAUAGUUCACGCAUGUGUCUUUACAUAGAUUAAUGAGAUUAAUUAGUUAAUUACUUAAAAAUAAUAGAUUAGUUAAACGGGUAGUUGUUGCGUGUAGUUGUGUCAUGGAAUCGAAGGGGUGCAUGCAUGGUCUAAAAAAUCUUAAUUUUUUGUUUCUAACGUUCUAACGGCAACAACAGCAAAGUCAAUUACGAAAAUUUUGUUUGUAAUCCAAAAAACAUUUGUUUAUUUUUAAUGCUAAUAUUUACAAACUUCGACAUGUAUCAACUCGUGAACUUGUAAGUUAUUAUGACUACAUAAAAUGAUAAUUUUAUUUUAAAAAUAUUUAUUAUAUUAAAUAAUAUACUCGAACAAUAACAUUGACAAUAAUGCCAAAAACAAUGUAGUAAUGUCAUUUUGAGUGGAAAUCUUGUUGGUCGAGAAUUUAUUAUUCUGUAAAAAUAAAUUCAUAUAACUUUAGUUCUAAUUUGGUUGGUAUAACAAUCAUUGAAAUAAAUAAAUAAAAUUGUUACUGAUAAGGUUAUUGAGAAAUAGUAUUAGUUGAACAAUAUAUUAUAUGUAUUUGUGUGUCUUUUUCAUUUUAAAUAUUUCAUUGCUAUUUUUUGGUUAUUUUCUCAUUUUAAUUAUAUUAUACAUUUUAACAGUCUAUGGAAAGUUAGGAUAUAUCUUUUCUCUUUUGUGAUGUAUAAACUUCUUUGAAAACAAGAACAAGAUGUUUUAUAUAAAUUAUACAAAGUGGCACAUAUUUUUCAAUUAAUAAUUUCAAGAUAAUAACUUAGAACAUGCAUAGAACCUUCAAUGUGUGUGUUUUUUACCAACUGAUUAUAACUUUUAAGUUAUGGGAGAUAUUAUUCACAUAACAAUUGAAUAGCUUAUGAAUAUUUCUUUUCUUAUCCUCAAUUUUAUCUCUAUUUAAAAAAAUUAUUUUAUUUUACAUGAAAAAUGCAUUUGUUUAUUAAAGGAUUUUUUUUCUGUUUAAGAGAUGCAUCCAUUAAGAAUACUAAAAAUAUUUUUAAAGUGUAUCCUUUCAAAAAAGGUAAUAUUUUUAAGUUUAAAUAGUAUUUCAGAUAAAAUAAUAUAUUUAUAUCAACGUAUUUUUAAUUUUUGCUUGAAUAAAUUGAAAUAUGUUUAGACUCUUUUUUAAUUAGUUUCAAGUAUUUAGUUAUUUUUGAGAUUUUAAAUAACUUAGUUAAAUUUAUAUUAAAACAUAUAUAUUAUUUGGUAUUGACGUACUUGUAAUUUUAUUGUAACCAAACCUAUAAACAAAAUAAAGAUUUUUAGUACUAUCAAUAAAGUAAUAUAGAUUCAUGAAAGAUAAUUUUGUAACCCAUGUAUUUCAUUAAAAAAAAUUAAAACAGUUUUAAUAAAAGAUUAUUUUAUAAAAUAUAGCAUCUUUAUUUUUAUAAAAUGAAUUUCCGUGCGAUAUCGCACGGGUUCCUUACCUAGUUAUUUUAAUAAACUAAGUUUUUAUUGUUUAUCUACUUGUAAUCAUCCAUAACCAUAUAAGCGAUAAAGAGAACCAAUAAAAAUAUAUAUAUAAAAAAUAAAGAGAACCAAUUUUUCGUUUUGAGAAGUUUUGAAGUUUUGAACAGUAUAUAAAACGGUUUAUAACGUUUUGUAAUUUUGUAAAAUGCCAACAACCCCCGCAAAACCUAUUUAAUUCUAACUGACCGGACGACAUACUUAAAGCUCUCGAUUUGGCAGCCAAGGUCAACAUGUAGGUUAGGGAUACGUGUUUGAUUAAAUUAUUAACAUUAUUUUUUGAACUGAUAUUUAAAUGCAAGUCCAAAACAUUGUUUAAUUAGUAUACAUGAUUAGCCACAUGGAUAAUCACACUUUAAGCGCUGUACUUGUAUGUAUGUACUUCCGAGCUCCAUCUAGUGAAUAAGACAAACGAACUUAUUGGAAGUCCAAAAUUUAUCUGCUUCUUAGUCAAAAAUAAUUAUAAACAAAAAAAUAUUAUUUUGCGUGUAUCAAUAUUAUAUAUCUAGAAUACAUAUGUAAUUAUGUAUAUUAGCCAAUAUCAUAAAUCAUUUUAUAGAAGAUCUGAAACUAUUAAUUUUAUAAGAAAAUCAUUUAUUAAUUCUGGAUUGAAAACACACAAAGGGGAAAAAGGUAAAAUAUCAACAUCGACUGAUAUUUUAUUAUUUGAAAAAACAUGAUUAACUAUUAAAGAUACCUCUAUAUAUGAAUCAUUUAGUAGCUGAAGGUGCUCUUACAGCUUUAACCUAUCUCAGAUCCACAAUCUUCAUUACCAAUCCUCACUUUAGUCUACAAAACAAAGAAGAAGGAUAAAAUGUAGAUAUACGGCUUAUUGACUUCACACAGCGAGAUCAGAAAAGAAACACUAAUCGACACGAAGAAACAUCAUGAUCAACUUGGAGAAAACAACAAAAUCGACACACUUAAUUUAAUUGGAUAUUCAAGUUACAAAAAAAAAAUAUUAAUUGAUAUUCUUAUCGGUUUAUACAGUGUUAUUGAUUUUCACUGUCAUUGAAAAUAUAAAAAUAUAUUUUUGAUACAAUUUUUUUUUUAAAUAUGCAUCUUUAUAAAACAAAGGGAGUAUUUUUCUAGUUUUUAAUGUCAAACCUUAGUAUUACAAUACAUUUUUGAGAUAAUAGGUUUGAUUGGUACGUAGAGUCUUUCCACAACCCAAUUUCUUUCUGAAUCAUAAAUCUCUAACAAUCAUGCUUUGUAAAAAAAUUUAAAGCUACAUAUUUUUUUCUUUUUCUUUUUUUUUUUACUGUAGAAAGCAAAACUGCUAAAAGAUUUAUAUAUUAGCUAUAUAAAAUUUUACAAGUAAAUCAUUAAAUCUUUUGAAAUCUACAGUCAAUAUUCUACAGUUAAAAUAUUUAUAGUGACAACAAAAAAUCUACAGCUUUAGUUUUACAACAAAAAAAUAGAAAGCUAGAACUCUUUUCAAUCAAACCCAAUAACAUUUUAGCUAUUGAUUGUUGUGUAUUUGGGUCAUCGGGACCAAUUUUAGAUCUCUCAGUUAUAAAUUUGAUUAGAUUAUUUAAAUCGAAUUGAAUACCAUAUUUUUAAAAAAUUAAACACUAAUUGACAAUUAAUAUAUUAACUUAUAUUUUUAUUAUUAAAAAUAUUUUGAAAUAUCUACAUUAUUUAGGAAAUGGUAUUGAAAGUUACUAGACCAUAAUGUUAAGCUAGUCAAUUUUUUUAACGCUGAUUUAUUAUGAUAUUACAAUUAUGAUAUAAGAAAUAUUACAUACACGAUUCGACAACCGACAAUAAUAUCUGCAGUAUGAGGAUCUACGCCUAAUUGCAUCAUCUGAGCUGUCCUAUUAAGAUUCACGCCUGAUCAGAUUUACUUACACCAUGUUGAAGAUCUCUGGUAAGUUUUUCUUCUGUAUUCUGCAUAAUUAUUUAAUAAAUUAUUCUUUCCGGGACUUGAAACCUCAAUUUUCUAUAAUCUGCAAAAAAAUUGCAUAGUUUUGGAUUCGAACCUCAGACAUGAGUGUAGAAUCCUUUAAACCUUAACCAGUUGACUACCCAAAUGCUAAUCAAUUAGGAUAACUAAAAAAAGAUCUUAUAAUAGCCAAACUUUUACUAUUUCCUCAGUUUUUAUGAGAUGACAUUUUAAGAUUAUGUACAAAAACUUAAAACACAUUGAAGUUUUUUCUAAACAAAAAUAUUAUUAUUAUUUUCUAUUUAUAAUUUAUUUAAUAAAAAUGAAGUACAUAAUACACGAAAAUUAAAUUACAUGAAAAUUUAAUAAAUUGUAUACUGAAAAUUAAAUUAGAAUUAAAAAAAUCUCUAACAUGUCAAGUAUUAAAAACAGAAAAUAGUAGUUUUAUAAGAAUACAUUUAAAUUAUCAAUUGAAUGGUUUUGAGGAUAUACUAGAGAAUCCUCCUAGUAGAAUUGUCAACAAAAUCUUGUUUUAGGAAACAAAUUUUAAUGGUUAAUAAACUCUUCUUUAUUGUUUGGAUGUCUCCAUUAGUAAGAACGACUCUCAAAUACUCCAUUCACUUCUUUAUUGUUAAAUUUAAGUAAUUUAUCAAAACGUAAUGAAAUAUGACAAGCUAUAUUGUCAUGACAGUUGCCUAUGAAUGAUUUUGUGAGCCUUAGUUAAACUGGGUUGACUAGAGACAAGUGUUGCAUUAUUGGAGUAAAUAAUCAAAGAAAAAUAAAAUAUCUAUACUUAUUCUUAAAGUUUUACCUAUAAAAUAGAAACAAUAUUUUAUUACCUUAAGAUAUUAUUGAGACAAAAUAUACAAAACAUAUUCACGCUGAUUUGCUGAAUUUUUCUACUCCAUAAUCUCAGUUUCAUCAUCCUAGUUUUAUAUUUACUUCGAAUUUACCAAUAAUACAUGUUUUGUGCGGUAUCAAUCAAUCAUUAUAACAGCAUAGCUGUCAGAUUUAUUUUUCUCUUGCAUCAAUUGAUUCUUUAGUUUAAUUCUCUCUUCAAAAUAGUUUAUCUAAUUUAAAUAACAUUUUUCAAAUAUACUUUAAAAAAUCUCAACAUAUUAGUUUAGAGGUUGAUUUAUUCCUUUAAUAUAGUGUUAUAUUUUUUAUUUGUUAAUUGUUAUGAAAUAAUAUCUUAUGUCUAUUUUUUUUUGUACCUACAAAUUAUAUUUAAAAUAACAUCAAAUUACGUCAUUUCGUUACAAAAGCAUCUUUAUCAAUAAUAUUUUAAAAGGUUUCUUAAAAUAAUAAAUAAAGAAUAAUAAUAUAUAAACUAUUUUUAUAUAUUAUUAUUUGUUUAACUUUUAUAACUUUAUUGAAAUAUUACAGAUAGAGAGAUGUUUUAAGUUUUAAUGUUUUGGCUUUCCAAAAACACGUCAAUUCCCAAUCGAUCAACCUUUUAAAGUCAGCCGUAAAUAUGAUGAUUGUCUAUGUUCUCUACCCUUCCAGCCGUAAAUAUUUAUGUAUGUCACUAUAUGAAAGGGGUUGAAAACUCUACCUCCCCAAGUCGUAUCCUACACAUCGAAUCACAAAAAAAAAGUGUCAUUAAGAGAAUGGCAGACUGUAUAUGGUAUCAUAAAGUGUGUUUAUUUAAUGUAACCGUAUCCUACAUAUCGAAUCACAAAUAAUGUGUCAUUAAGAGAAUGGCAGACUGUAUAUGGUAUCAUAAAGUGUGUUUAUUUAAUGUACAACUAUGAGUCUAUGAUUAAUAAUACAAGAGGAUCCACGUGCACACUGAUUUCAUUAAUAUAACGUGAGGGUCGUAUUCUCUAGUUGGAGACGAGAGCUUGUUUUAAUAUAAUCGGUGUUCCUUUUCAAAAGAAAGAAAACGUGAGGCUCGCAUUAAAAUACUAGUAAAAAUCAGUUUUUCCUUUUCCUAAUCGCGGGUUUUGUUUGUUUUGGGCUUUUCCUAUAUUUUUUGUUUAUUUUAGUGAACGAAAAAUUCCAAGACUGCAGCUUUAUCUUAUCAGCUUGAUGUGGAUUAUUAAGCUUGUUUUUUUAAUGGGGUUAUCAGAUUUUUUGGAGACUUAGUUUAUACGAAUUACAUAUAUUUUAUAACGAAACAACACCAAAACAUGAUUGAAAAUUUCGUUGUUUAUAAACUUUCUAUAUACAGUAUUUGUUGUUCUACGAAGUUAAUGCCUACUCUUAUUAAGAAAAAAAAAAGAAAAACGAAGUUAAUAUCUGUUUCAGUAAAUACAACCAUGUACAAACUCCAAAACAUAAAGGGGACCACUAUGGAUAAUUAGGUGUUGUAUACAAUUAGAUUCACAUGGCUAAUCGCAUAACAAUCAUAGUAUAUGUUAAUAGUCCCGAUUAAUGUGAAUG